Messenger RNA from Diabrotica balteata, 546 nucleotides. The record is from the annotation of a GenBank genome assembly. Lineage: Eukaryota; Metazoa; Arthropoda; Insecta; Coleoptera; Chrysomelidae.
AUGAACUCCUUGGUAAUUGUAGCCAUUUUCUCCUGCUUGGCUUUGGCAAAUGCAGGCACCAUCGUUCAAGGACCAAGCGCUAAAUCUACAGUUGUAGGUGCUGAUGGCAGUGUUAUUUCUGCUGUAGCCCCUGGGGGACAGAUCAUCGCAGAAGAACAUCCUGGAGUAGUUGCCCACAGUGCCCCAUUAGUUGCUGCUUAUUCUCACCCAGUAGUAGCCGCUCAUGCUUCCCCAAUAGUAGCUGCUUACUCCGCACCACUUGUAAAUCCACAUGCUGCCUCAGUAGUUUCUGUACACUCUGCUCCCAUUGUAGCGGCCCACGCAGCCCCAGUGGUUUCAGCUUAUUCACAUCCAGUAGUUGCUGCUCCACUCGUAGCUGCCCAUUCUGCUCCAGUUGUUGCCCAUGGAGUAGUUAACCAUAGGGAAGUUGAUACAGUAGUAGCUGGACCAUCCGGAACUAUUACAACUAGCAAACUUGUUGCAUCUCCAGCUGUAGUUCCUGCAUAUGGAGUAGUUGGUCAUGGAGUUCAUGGACAAUAUUAUUAA